AUGGCAACGACAACCUGUACACGUUUUACUGACGAAUACCAGCUUUAUGAGGAACUCGGAAAGGGAGCGUUUUCGGUUGUGCGUCGUUGUGUCAAGCUGUGCACAGGCCAAGAGUAUGCUGCCAAAAUAAUCAACACCAAAAAGCUCUCCGCGCGAGAUCAUCAGAAACUCGAACGCGAAGCCCGGAUUUGUCGCCUGCUCAAACACCCCAACAUCGUUCGGCUCCAUGACAGCAUAUCAGAGGAGGGCUUUCACUAUCUGCUGUUUGACUUGGUGACAGGUGGCGAGUUGUUUGAAGACAUUGUAGCCAGAGAAUAUUACAGUGAAGCGGAUGCCAGUCAUUGCAUCCAGCAGAUCCUGGAGGCGGUGCUUCACUGCCACCAAAUGGGUGUGGUGCACAGAGAUCUCAAGCCAGAGAACCUGCUCCUGGCCAGCAAGUGUAAGAACGCCGCCGUGAAGUUAGCCGACUUUGGACUGGCCAUCGAGGUGCAAGGCGACCAACAGGCCUGGUUUGGGUUUGCUGGUACGCCAGGUUACUUGUCUCCUGAAGUGCUGCGAAAGGAGGCUUAUGGGAAGCCUGUGGACAUUUGGGCAUGUGGGGUCAUCCUGUACAUUCUCCUGGUGGGAUAUCCGCCUUUCUGGGAUGAAGACCAGCAUAAACUCUACCAGCAGAUCAAAGCCGGGGCCUAUGACUUUCCCUCUCCAGAGUGGGACACUGUCACACCUGAGGCCAAAAACCUUAUUAACCAGAUGCUGACCAUUAACCCAGCCAAAAGGAUCACUGCUCAGGAGGCACUGAAACACCCGUGGGUCUGCCAACGUUCGACUGUGGCCUCUAUGAUGCACAGACAAGAGACAGUGGAGUGUUUGAAGAAGUUCAACGCAAGGAGAAAACUCAAGGGUGCUAUUCUGACCACCAUGCUGGUGUCUAGAAACUUCUCCGUGGGCAGACAGACCACAGCUCCAGCCACUGUCUCUGCUGCUGCAGCCGCUGCUGCUGCCGCGGCCGGUACCACAGCCGGCCUGGUGGAACAAGCAGCCAAGAGUCUGCUGAACAAAAAAGCAGAUGUUAAGAAACGGAAGUCCAGCUCCACUGUCCAAUACAUGCCACAGUCAAACAGCACGAAAAACAGCAUAGUCACCAGUCCCAAAGGAAACACCUCCUCUCCUGCUCUGGAGCCUCAGACCACUGUUAUCCAUAACCCGGUGGAUGGGAUCAAGGAAUCUUCAGACAGCAGUAACACCACGAUAGAGGACGAGGACGUGAAAGCACGCAAACAAGAGAUCAUCAAGAUCACCGAACAGUUGAUUGAAGCCGUGAACAAUGGAGACUUUGAGGCCUAUGCGAAAAUCUGUGACCCUGGAUUGACCUCUUUUGAACCAGAGGCCCUGGGUAACCUGGUAGAGGGCAUGGAUUUCCACAGAUUCUACUUUGAGAACUUGCUGUCUAAGAACAGUAAGCCCAUCCACACUACCAUACUGAAUCCACACGUGCACCUGAUCGGCGAAGACGCCGCCUGCAUCGCCUACAUCCGCCUCACUCAGUUCGUGGACGCGCAAGGCCGGCCCCGAAGCAGCCAAUCGGAGGAGACGCGCGUGUGGCAUCGUCGCGAUUCCAAGUGGCAGACCGUGCAUUUUCACUGCUCCGGCGCCCCGGCUGCUCCUCUCCAGUGAAGAGUGGAGCCGUAACGGAGGUGCGUGAUGUGACUGCCGCUGCGGAGGAGACAGGGAAGGAGGUCUGACGGGACGGGAGAGGGAGCCCAGGGUUGGGGAGCUUCAGAUCAGCCAGCCUUCCAACACUGGACGCAUCUGUCCUUAUCCACCUGCAUGCAAACCUACACGUAUCGUCACCUACCGGGCUCUUCCCUCAGCUGCACAUAGGCCGACCCGACGCCACGUGACCCGCACGCGCACACGACCCGCCAUCUGAACUCUCGGACAACACAACGUAAACACGACAAGCACGACGCGACGCGACACGACA
This is a messenger RNA of Chanos chanos (milkfish), 1984 nucleotides long. RefSeq names its product calcium/calmodulin-dependent protein kinase (CaM kinase) II beta 2 (gene camk2b2). The transcript is spliced from 22 exons. Gene Ontology annotation, molecular function: calcium/calmodulin-dependent protein kinase activity; calmodulin binding; ATP binding. NCBI's taxonomy places the organism in Eukaryota, Metazoa, Chordata, Actinopteri, Gonorynchiformes, Chanidae. The coding region runs from base 1 to 1674 and encodes 557 amino acids. Gene Ontology annotation, biological process: protein phosphorylation. The record is from RefSeq and is a predicted model, not a curated record.